Polyodon spathula (Mississippi paddlefish) is the source of this 3234-nucleotide messenger RNA. RefSeq names its product transmembrane channel like 5 (gene tmc5). The record is from RefSeq and is a predicted model, not a curated record. Gene Ontology annotation, molecular function: mechanosensitive monoatomic ion channel activity. The transcript is spliced from 21 exons. Bases 325 to 3012 code for a protein of 895 amino acids. Gene Ontology annotation, cellular component: plasma membrane. NCBI's taxonomy places the organism in Eukaryota, Metazoa, Chordata, Actinopteri, Acipenseriformes, Polyodontidae.
UAUUACAUUCUUAAAAUUGUUGUAGAAUAAACAUAUAUAUAUAUAUAUAUAUGUAAGAAAGUUACUAACAUGGGCAUUCGUUGCGUGGAUACAUUAAAUAGCCUUUUAUUUUUUAUUUUUACAAUUUAACCCAAACCGCCCGUUUCUCCUACUUCAGCGAGACAAUAACUGUAGGAUCGCCAGCCAGGAGCAAUCGACUAUCUGCAUCAUCACAGCAUCUCUCGUACCGCUUUCUUGUGUCUAUAGCAGGUAUGGACUGACUGACCUAAACCAUAACUCUGGAUACUGGACCCCAAUGGUAAGGAAAUUGAGAACUACCACGUCAUGUCACAGCAAAACAGGGAUGGAGGCCUAAACCCUGUGUACCAUCACUCCGUGACCCUGGAAACGGACAGCGGCUCACCUCGGAGGUCACAGCAGCAGAACCCCUAUGCGAGCGAAGACUUCAGGCCACGGUGGGGCGGGGGGCCGGCAAGGAGGGAUGGCCCAGAGGUGUUGCCCCCCUACGAUAUUGAGUGGAGACGCAGGGACACCACAGAGACCAUCCCAAUGAGACCCCUGCCAUCUGAACAGGGCUUUGGCAGACCAUACCCUUCCACUUCCUUAAUAAACACACAGAAAAUAAAAGGGGAGAGCGCAGUGCGGCGAUACAGCCUCUUCCCCGCUGGAACGCUGAGCGGCUCCACACUGGGAAGGCUGGGAUUUAAAGAGGAUGAGUUCCAGGACAUGUUGGAGGAAGAGAGGCAGGAUCUGGUCAGAGAGCUGGCUGCUAUGUCCUCGAAGGACUGCCACCGAGGUGUCCGCCAACUACCCAUGAGCCUCCGGGAGAAGGACCAUAUCAGGAAGACAGUGCUGCUUGUGAAGACAUCUAAGAAACAUCUCCAGGAACAGAACUGCUGUACAGACUGCACACAGAAUGUUUCAAUGUCCUUUAGGAGAUGCGGUGCCAGCCUGUCUGCCGUACCCCAGGCUCUGCAGCCCUGGCAGGGCACCCUGAAGGAGAUCGGGGGUAAGUUUGGCACCAGUGUCCUCUCCUACUUCCUCUUCCUAAAAUGGCUGCUCAUGUUCAACAUCUUCUCCUUCCUGGUCAACUUCGGCUUCGUCACCGUGCCACAGCUGCUUGACCACAAGGCGAAGAACACCGGGACAUUCCAGGGGCUGGAGAUACUGACUGGAGCGGGAUAUUUCAGCAACUCUGUGCUGUAUUACGGUUUCUACUCUAACGGUACAGUGUCUGGGGGCAGUGCUAGCAGUAACUCCAUGUUCGGGAUGCCUCAGUACAACAUGCAGCUGGCAUACUUCUUCACCAUCAUAGCCUACCUGGUUCUGUGCUGCAUUAGCCUUGUGUACAGCGCUGCACGCUCGUUCCGGAACAACUUCAUGCUGGCUGGGGCUGUGGUCGGCAAUGCUGGGAGGCUGCUGUGCAGCUGGGACUUCAGCGUGAUCAAUGAGAAAGCUGUGCAUCUGCGGCAGGACAACCUGUGCACACAGCUCAAGGAGUCACUGUCUGAGACCUGUGAGAAUCUUUCACUCACUUCCCAGAAAUUCACUCGCUUUGGGAUCCACGUGGCUGCUUGGUUUGUUUCUACAGGCAUGGCUGCAGGCUGCUGUGCCGGCGUCUACUUCCUGUGUCUCUACAACAUGAAAUUGAUCGAUGAGUCCCAUGCAUCCCAGAGCCUGACAGCUGAGGCGGGCACCCUGCUCCUCCCCAUCGUGGUAUCCCUCAUCAACCUGGUCAUCCCGCUGCUCUACUCCCUGUUCAAGAAGGUGGAGCCCUUCACCCUCCCCCGGCACCAGAUCUACGCUCUCAUCGUUAGGAACGUUCUUCUGAAGAUGUCCAUCUUGGCUAUGCUCUGCUACUUCUGGCUGGAAGAAGUUGUGGAAAGUGACAAAAUCAGAUGCUGGGAGACAUUUGUGGGACAGGAUAUCUACAGGCUCGUCAUCAUCGACUUCAUCUUCUGUCUCCUGGGCUCCUUAUUCGGGGAGUUCCUGCACAAAGUGAUCGGGACAAAGUGCCUGAGUAGUCUAGGAGUUCUGGAGUUCGACAUUGCACGGAACGUUCUAGACCUGAUCUACGCACAGACUCUGGCCUGGAUUGGGAUUUUCUUUUCUCCACUGCUGCCUGUCAUUCAGAUCAUAAAACUCUUUCUGAUCUUUUACCUAAAAAAGGUGAGCUUGAUGCAGAACUGCCACCCUCCUCAGCGAUCAUGGCGGGGGGCUCAGAUGAUGACCGCCUUCAUCCUUCUCCUCUUCUUCCCAUCCUUCUCCGGGGCACUGUCCGUGGUGGCGAUCACUUUCUGGAGGAGAGCCCCCUCAAAGACCUGCGGUCCGUUCCGAGGGCUGGCUGUACCCUAUGAUGCCGUGUCUCAGUGGAUUGAUUCCAUGAAAAUCAACUUCCCCAGGUCCAGUUGGGUUGUGUGGAUCUACAAUAACCUGAUCAAGAGCGUCCUGUUCUUCCUCAUCCUCACGCUCCUUGUCUUGAUUUUGAUCUACCUCUUCUGGCAGAUUGUAGUGGGACGCAAAGUCCUCAUUGCCCUCCUUCAGGAGCAGAUCUCUAACGAGGGGAAGGACAAGACUUUCCUGUUGGAGAAGAUAGAGAAGCUGAAGGCUCAGAGAAGUGCUCAGCCAGCACAGAGAGGAGGGGCGGAGGAGAGCCAGCGCACUGGUUCGAAAGAUUUCAAAAGGAGCCGGAGAAGGAGUCAGGAUCUGGGUUCAAGAGGCUCAGAGAGAAGAAGGGUGUCAAGUAUUGACCAGGGUUCAAGGAGCCCUGGAAGGGGCAGGGUGCCAGGUCGAGACUCAGGGUCAAGGAGCUCCAGAAGGGGCCAGAUGCUGGGGCGAGACGUGGGUUCAGUGAGUCCUGGAAGGGGCAGGGUGCCUGAAUAUGAGCCGAGCUCUGGAGAAAGGGACAUAGCAUUGCCUGGAUAUGUACAGGAGGGCCAGGGGGCCACUCCUCUGCAGGCUCUACUCGCACGGAGGCAGGCUAAGGAAGAGGAUGAAGAGGAGGGAUAUUGAAGAUAGUGGAUUAAUCCAGCACCUUAGACAGGCAGGACAGUUCUCUUGCGCCGAGCACAUAUCCUGGGCUAUAGUCAGCACCUCUUUAAAACCUGUUGAAAUGGGCAACCAAACAACUGUUCUAGAAUAGCAUUUGAUAUUGUUUGUUAUCAUAAACUCCACUGCCUGCAGUUGAAUGCAUUAAUCCUGAUUGUCUUCCGCUCAUAAAGAUUUUGUUUUUUU